Drosophila navojoa is the source of this 7587-nucleotide messenger RNA. Its product is annotated as neurobeachin. The record is from RefSeq and is a predicted model, not a curated record. Lineage: Eukaryota; Metazoa; Arthropoda; Insecta; Diptera; Drosophilidae. Gene Ontology annotation, cellular component: cytosol; membrane. Gene Ontology annotation, molecular function: protein kinase binding. Gene Ontology annotation, biological process: intracellular protein localization.
GCCGAGAUCUGGAGCGUUUUCAUUGCGAUUCUGCGAAAAAGCGUUCGCAAUCUGCAGGCCUGCACAGAUGUGGGACUCAUCGAGCAUGUUCUGGUGCGAUUGCAGCGCUCCGAAACGGUUGUAGCAGAUCUGCUCAUCGAGAUGCUGGGCGUAUUGGCCAGCUAUAGCAUAACGGUCAAGGAGCUGAAGCUGCUCUUUGGCACAAUGAAGGCCAACAAUGGCAAAUGGCCGCGUCACUCGGCCAAAUUGUUGAAUGUGCUGCGACAAAUGCCGCACCGCAACGGACCCGAUGUGUUCUUCAGUUUUCCCGGCCGCAAGGGAUCGGCCAUGGUGCUGCCGCCGCUGGCCAAGUGGCCAUACGAGAAUGGAUUCACCUUUACCACCUGGUUUCGACUGGAUCCCAUCAACUCGGUGAACAUUGAGCGCGAGAAGCCCUAUCUCUAUUGCUUCAAGACAUCAAAGGGCGUUGGCUAUACGGCCCACUUUGUGGGCAACUGUCUGGUCCUCACAUCCAUGAAGGUCAAGGGCAAGGGCUUUCAGCAUUGUGUCAAAUAUGAAUUCCAGCCACGCAAGUGGUAUAUGAUUGCCAUUGUGUACAUAUACAAUCGUUGGACAAAAAGCGAAAUCAAGUGCCUCGUAAAUGGACAACUGGCGUCUUCAACUGAAAUGGCCUGGUUUGUUUCCACAAACGAUCCCUUUGACAAGUGUUAUAUUGGCGCCACGCCCGAGCUGGACGAGGAGCGCGUCUUCUGCGGCCAAAUGUCGGCGAUUUAUCUGUUCAGCGAGGCGCUGACCACACAGCAGAUCUGUGCCAUGCACCGCCUGGGGCCGGGCUAUAAGUCGCAAUUCCGCUUCGAUAACGAGUGCUAUCUGAAUCUUCCGGACAAUCACAAGCGGGUGAGUCACUUUCAACUAACAAGCAGUUUGGGUGGUGCGCUGCUGGUUAGCGGCGAUGCUGCAGCAGCGAGCGGCAGUGGCAGCAACAACAACAACAAUAGCAGCAGCAACAGCAGCAGCAGCAACAACAACAACAGCGCCCAGCAACUGCAGCAACAGCAACAGCAACUGUUGCAGCUGCAAUUCCAAACGCUCGCCGCCGAGCAGGAGGCGAGCGCCAUUGAUUGGUCCGACGAGCGGCUCGAUCUGAGUGCGGCCUUUGUCAAGAUACGAGCGGUGCUUACCGCACGCAAUGCUGUUGCCUUGGCCUCGCUAACGGGCGCUGCAGCAGCAACAGCAACAGCAGCAGCAGCAGCAACGGCAACGGCAACGGCAGCUGUUGCCGCCGCAGCAGCUGCAGCGGUAAACGCCCCUGGCACGCCCAACGAUGGCAGCAGUAGCAACACCGAGCAGCAGCAGCAACAACAAUCAAACAACAGCAACAACAACAACAACAACAGCAACAGUAGCAACAAUCACAGUGCGGAUGAUCCGCUUGGCCAUUUGCCCACUGGAAAUGCUUCUUUUGACCAGCUGCGUCGCAUGUCCAGCUUGACCAGCCUGAGCUCCAUGGGCGUGGCCGGCGCCGCUGCCAUCGCCGGCGACACUGAGGAGAUCAACCAGCUCAAAGCUGUGCUGUACGAUGGCAAACUAUCGAAUGCCAUUGUCUUCAUGUACAAUCCGGUGGCAACCGAUGGUCAACUUUGUUUGCAGUCUUCCCCCAAAGGAAAUGUUUCAUAUUUUGUACACACACCGCACGCGCUGAUGCUGCAGGACGUCAAGGCGGUCGUCACGCAUUCCAUCCACUGCACACUCAACUCGAUUGGCGGCAUUCAGGUGCUGUUUCCGCUCUUCUCUCAGCUGGACAUGGCGCACGAGGGCAUAAGCGAUAUCAAGCGAGAUCCGACGCUCUGCUCAAAGCUUUUGGGCUUCAUCUGCGAACUGGUGGAGACAUCGCAGACCGUGCAACAGCACAUGAUACAGAAUCGAGGCUUUCUGGUGAUAUCCUUUAUGCUGCAGCGAUCGUCGCGCGAACAUCUGACACUGGAGGUACUGGGCUCGUUUCUCAAUCUGACCAAGUAUCUGGUCACGUGUCUGUCGGCCAACAGCGAUCUGCUGCUCAAGCAGUUGAACACGGGCCUGCGUAAUCCUUUCAAAAAAUUCUACCAGUUGUUCUGUUUCUCGUUUCUCACGUGGCAGCUGCUCGACCACGUGCUCUUCAAUCCGGCCCUGUGGAUCUAUACGCCAGCCAAUGUACAGGCACGCCUCUACUCGUACCUGGCCACCGAGUUCCUCAGCGACACUCAGAUCUACAGCAAUGUACGGCGCGUCAGCACCGUUCUCCAGACAGUUCAUACACUCAAGUAUUACUAUUGGGUUGUCAAUCCGCGUGCCAAGAGCGGCAUCAUACCAAAGGGUUUGGAUGGCCCGCGACCGGCCCAGAAGGACAUCUUGGCCAUACGCGCCUACAUCCUGCUGUUUCUCAAGCAGCUCAUUAUGAUCGGCAAUGGCGUCAAGGAGGAUGAAUUGCAAAGCAUUCUGAACUAUCUGACCACCAUGCAUGAGGACGAGAAUCUGCACGAUGUACUGCAGAUGCUCAUCUCGCUGAUGUCGGAGCACCCCAGCUCAAUGGUACCUGCAUUCGAUGUAAAGCACGGCGUGCGCAGCAUCUUCAAGCUGUUGGCGGCCGAAAGUCAAUUGAUACGCCUCCAGGCGCUGAAGCUGCUCGGCUUCUUCCUCUCGCGCAGCACACACAAGUGUAGACGUAAGUACGAUGUCAUGUCGCCGCACAAUUUGUACACGUUAUUAGCGGAGCGUCUGCUGCUGUACGAGGAGUCAUUGUCGCUGCCCACAUACAAUGUGCUCUUCGAAAUUAUGACCGAGCACAUAUCACAGCAGAUACUGUACACACGCCAUCCGGAGCCCGAGGGCCAUUACCGUCUGGAAAAUCCAAUGAUACUGAAGGUGGUCGCCACGCUGAUACGCCAGUCGAAGCAGACCGAGUCCCUGAUCGAGGUGAAGAAGCUCUUUCUGCAGGACAUGACGCUGCUGUGCAAUAGCAAUCGGGAGAAUCGUCGCACCGUACUCCAGAUGUCCGUCUGGCAGGAGUGGCUCAUUGCCAUGGCCUACAUCCACCCGAAGAACACCGAGGAGCAGAAGAUCAGCGACAUGGUCUACUCGCUGUUCCGCAUGCUGCUGCACCAUGCCAUCAAGCACGAGUACGGCGGCUGGCGCGUCUGGGUGGACACCCUGGCCAUCGUCCACUCGAAGGUCUCCUACGAGGAGUUCAAGCUGCAGUUCGCCCAGAUGUACGAGCACUACGAGCGACAGCGCACCGACAACAUCACCGAUCCCGCCCUGCGUCAAGCCCGACCCAUCAGCACCAUCAGCGGCUGGGAGCGCGAGGAGCUGCAGCAGCAGCAGAACGGCCCGGUUGCCUCUCAGCAACAGCAACAGCAGCAGCAGCAGCAGCAGCAGCAACAGUUGCAGCAACAGCAGCUGCCGGCUAUAAAGAGCGCCGUGUCUGUGGCCUCGCUGGAGGAUGUGCCGCCCGUCGAGGAGGAGGCCGAGGAGCUGGAGCUGGAGAGCGCCGAUGUCGACGCACAGGAGCUGCAGCUGAGCGAAGAAGCGGCCGCAACGCCCGCCGACUCCUGCGCCUGCGCAGCCAACGGGCAGCCAGCCGACGCGACUCCCGUGGAGGCGACUGAGCAGCAGGAGCCGGUCAACAAGUCGGUGAUUGCCAACAUUUCGGACGUGUACAAUGAGCAAAUCAAAACGGAUGAGGCGCUGCAAAGCGCUCCGGCAGCGGCGGCGGCGGCCACGUGCAACGGCAGUCUGAGCCCCAGUCCGCCGGAGGAGAAGCAGCAGGAGGCCGGACAGCAGGCAGCUGUCGGUGGCCAGGCGGCGCUCAAGAAGACGCUGCAGAUAGAGGAGGACCUGGAGGAGCUGGAGCUGGCGACGGCCAAGGAUGCGCUCGAUGUGGAGCGGCAUGUGGCCCAGGUGCUGCAGGUGUCGGAGGCAGCAUUGAAUGACUGCAAAAUGGUCGUGGACGAUGUGCUGCAGGAGUCCUCGUCGGUGCUGAAGGACGAGGAGAUCGAGCUGGCCGUCAACGAGGUGGUGCAGGGUGUGCUCAAGAGCGAGAAGAAGACGCCGGCACAGGACAAUGUGAGUCUGCUCAACAGCAAGAAUCUUCUGAACAGCAACAACAACAACAACAAUAACACCACCAGCGAGCCAAAGCAGCUGCAGCAGCAGCAGGAGAAGGAGAAGGAGACCAAAGCGACGGAAGCCGAGGUGAAUGCUAAUGAAAUAAACAGCGACGAGUCAACAACAACAGCCACAACAGCGCAGCUGGAGAAGAGAGAUGGCCCAGAGGGCUCCGAGCAGCAGCAGCAGCAGCAGGAGCAGGAGCAGGAGUCGUUGAACACAGCAGCAACCACCAAUCAAAAGACUGAAGAUGCGGCCAACAAGCUGAACAACAACGAGAAACUGGAGCUCAGCAACAGCUCCAGCCCCAGCUCCAGUGCCAGCGCCAGCGCCAGCGCCAGCGCCAGCUCCAACUUCAGCUCCAGCCAAAUGCCAGCAGCAGCCAGUGUCGAGCAGGAGCUGAGCUCAAUGCUGAGCAGCGAGGAGCUAACGGAGUCGACGGCAAAGGCGGGCCUGGUGACCGCAGAGCCCGAGCUGGCUGACACGACGGAGGAUGUGGUGGCCACAGCGGUGCGCGACAUUGUUGAGCAGCUCAUCGACAAGGUAAUCGAUGCAGCCGAGGCGGAAACCAAAGCCGCAGCCGCAGUCGCAGUCGCAGCUGAAACCACAACCGGCACCGAUAUCGAAAGCGAAACCAAAACCAAAACCCAGACCGAGACCGAGACAGAGGCAGAGGCAGAGGCACAGACAGUAGCUGAAACUGAAACCAACAACAAUGAGGUGCAGAAGGAAACCACAAAGCAGGCAGCCGCAGAGGCCGAGAGCAAGUCCGGGCCCGCGACAGAGAAAGAGACAGAGACAAAGUCAGAGACAGAGACAGAGACAGCGCCAGCAACAGAGACAGAGAAAGAUGUCGAAGAGGAGCAGGAGGCAAGCUUAGCCGCCGCCGCCGCUGAGGAAAUAGUUCAUGAGGUGGUCGAAGCGGCGCUCGAUCUGGCCGAGGCACAAGCACAGCCCCUGGCAUCCGUGGAGGAUCAAGUGCCGGCCAUUGUCGAUGCUGUGCUGGACACUCUAGUGGAUGAGACCGUCAAGGCCGUGGCCUCCGAGCAGACCACACAGACCUCACCAACGCCCGAGGAGCAGCCGGCGCACAUUGAGCCGCUGGCCAAGUCCGAGGAGUCGGCACCGAUUGCGUUGCGCUCCAAGCCCAACGAGGUGGACUCUACGACGCAAACCACGCCCAAGAUCGAGGCGGAUACACACAAGGGCCUCGAGGAGCUGCCCGGAGCCGAAGCCGAUGCGGAUGCCGACGCCGAUGCCGAUGCGGAUGCGGAUGCCGAUGCGGAUGCGGAAGCCGAGGCCGACAUCGAAGACGAUGCCCAGGACACAACCAACGCCGACGACGACGACUACGCCGUACAGCAGUCGCAGCCGGCAGCAGCGGCGUCUGCAGUCAGUGCAGAGGGCGCCGCUCCGAUGGAGGGCAAUCAUUAUGCUGCGGGCGGCACAGCCGGCGUGGAGGGUGGCAAGCAGCAACGGUCCAAGUCCGGCUCGACUCGGCCCAUGUUCAGUCCGGGACCGACCCGUCCGCCGUUCCGCAUACCGGAGUUCAAGUGGUCCUACAUACACCAGCGCCUGCUGAGCGAUGUGCUCUUCUCCCUGGAGACCGACAUCCAGGUGUGGCGCAGUCACUCCACCAAGAGCGUCCUCGACUUUGUCAACUCGAGCGAGAACGCCAUCUUUGUGGUCAACACGGUGCAUCUGAUCUCCCAGCUGGCUGAUAAUCUGAUCAUUGCCUGCGGCGGACUCCUGCCGCUGCUGGCCAGCGCCACAUCGCCCAAUUCCGAGCUGGAUGUGCUGGAGCCGACACAGGGCAUGCCACUGGAGGUGGCCGUGUCCUUCUUGCAGCGCCUGGUCAACAUGGCCGACGUCCUGAUCUUUGCCACCUCGCUGAACUUUGGCGAGCUGGAGGCCGAGAAGAACAUGUCCAGCGGCGGCAUCCUGCGCCAGUGCCUGCGCCUCGUCUGCACCUGCGCCGUGCGCAACUGCCUCGAGUGCAAGGAGCGCACGCGCUACAACGUGGGCGCACUGGCGCGCGAUGUGCCCGGCGCGGCGCACCUGCAGGCGCUCAUACGCGGCGCUCAGGCAUCGCCAAAGAACAUUGUGGAGUCAAUCACCGGUCAAUUAUCCCCCGUCAAGGAUCCUGAGAAGUUGCUCCAGGACAUGGACGUCAAUCGCCUAAGGGCCGUCAUCUAUCGCGAUGUGGAGGAGACGAAACAAGCGCAAUUCCUAUCGCUGGCCAUCGUUUAUUUCAUUUCGGUGCUGAUGGUAUCCAAAUAUCGGGACAUUUUGGAGCCACCCGCAGAGCCUCAGAUUCAACGUCAAUCCCCGGUGCUGCAGCGCAGCGCGGGCAGCGAAGCCGCCAGCGCGCGUCCCUUGUUCCCGCAAUGGUCGCAUCACGUCUAUCCGCAAUUUCUGCCCGAGUCGCAUCAAAAUCACGUGAGCAACGUCUCAAUACAACAGCAGCAGCAACAGCAACAGCAGCAGCAGCAGCAGCAACACUAUUAUCAGCAACAUCAGCCACACAAUCACAGCCAUCAUCACAUGACCGCUGCCUACUAUCAACAUCAGCAACACCAGCAGCAACAGCAACACCAGCAACAGCAACAGCAGCAACAGCAGCAGCAACAGCAGCAGUUGGGCAAUAUAUCGCCGCCUCCUCCGCUGGGCGGCACACACUCGACGAGCUCCUCAGCCAGCUCGACGGCCACGUCGCAGCCGGCGUCCAGCUCGUCGCUGUCCUCGCUGGCCUCGCAGAGCCAGCAACAGGUGCCGGCCGCAGCAACACUGCAACAUCGUCAACAGCUGCACAAGCAGCAGCAGCAACAUUUCCAUGCCCAUCAGCCGCACUAUGCGCUGAUCAAUGGCCACCAGCAACAGCAGCAGCAGCAACAGCAGCAGCAGCAGCAGCAACUGCUUAAUGGCAAGCACAACCACUAUGGCGGCCAGGUGGAGAAUGGCACCACUGUGGGCGGUGGCUAUCAUGCGCAUCCACAUGCCUAUAUGCGUGGCAUGCAGCUGAAUGGGGAGCAGCAGCAGCAACAGCAGCAGCACAGCAACAGCAACAACAGUAACAGCAGCAACAACUUGCGCAACAAUUUGCGCAAUGGCGGAGCAGCAACAGCUGCUGCUGCUACUGCUGCUGCCGCUGGCGGCAACAUGGGCAUGGGCAUGGGCAUGGGUAUGAAUAUGAGCAUGGGCGUGGGCGUGGGCGUGGGCGUAGGCAUGAACAUGAACAUGAACAUGAGCGGCUUGGGAUUGAGCGAUGGCGGCAGCGGCAGCGGCAGCGGCGGCGGUGUCGGCGUCGGCGUCGGCGGCGCUGCAUACAAAACGAAUGCCAUCAAUAACAAUUAUCGCUACAAUGGACGCAACGCAAACGUAGCUGGCACCGGAACAGGUAUCGCUCGCUAUGAGUGUCGUAGUAUGUAGUCUAAUUCACGCUCU